GUAAUGACCACUGCAGCGCGUCUCGCGCGCCUCGGCCUCCGCCUCGGGCCCCUGGGCGCGCCGACGCUCGUCGCGAGUUUCGCGCCGCCGCGGCCGCGCGUCGGAGCGCUCGUGCUCAUCCCGCACGGUAGGACGCCUUCGAACCAACGGCUGAUCUUCCAGAACCACUCCGAGGGGCCCGACGCGACGCUGUUACCGGAGUCGCUCGUCGAAGCCGGCAAAGGCGCCGAGGUGUUUCUGGACGCCUUCGGCGACCGCCUCGAGAGGUGCAGCUUCCGGCGGUCGCCGCUGCACCGCUGCGCUCAGACGUGGGAAGCCUACACAGCCGUCUUAGCGGACCGCGGCCUGGAGGUUCCCGAGAUCGCGGUCGACGAGGCGCUCGUCGAGAUCGACCACGCGAGCUGGCACGGCAAGACCGUCGACGACCUCUCGGGCGCGGACCGCGCCUCCGCCGCCGCGCAUCGGGCUGGCGACGUGCUUGCGAAGCCUCCCGACGGCGAGUCGCAGCUCGACGUGCUCGAGAGGGCGGCCGCUUGGGUCCAUGGGCUCGACGCGCCCGACCGCGUCGUCGUCGCGUUCGGCCACGGGACGAUGCAGAACGCGAUCGAGGUGGUGCUCCGGACGUACGGAUCGCGGCCGCCGGCCGAGGUCUUUACGCGCGUGCCGGGCAAGUCCCAUCUCAAGCGCGGGUUCCCGCACGUCGUGUUCGACGCUGACGGUGGGGCGCUGGGUCCGCUCGGGUAG
Pelagomonas calceolata is the source of this 744-nucleotide messenger RNA. The record is from the annotation of a GenBank genome assembly. Lineage: Eukaryota; Pelagophyceae; Pelagomonadales; Pelagomonadaceae.